Messenger RNA from Hippocampus comes (tiger tail seahorse), 1310 nucleotides. RefSeq names its product glutathione synthetase-like. The record is from RefSeq and is a predicted model, not a curated record. The coding region runs from base 83 to 1216 and encodes 377 amino acids. Lineage: Eukaryota; Metazoa; Chordata; Actinopteri; Syngnathiformes; Syngnathidae. The transcript is spliced from 9 exons. Gene Ontology annotation, cellular component: cytosol. Gene Ontology annotation, biological process: glutathione biosynthetic process. Gene Ontology annotation, molecular function: glutathione binding; ATP binding; glutathione synthase activity.
CUUCAUAAAAGUAUCCAUCUCUCAUUUUGUAUUCUUGCCCUCUUUCCAGUCGAUUGUGUUGGGCUUAAAUCGAUCAGACUACAUGUGGGACCAGAAGGAUGGACACACCUCUCUGAAACAGAUCGAAAUCAACACCAUUUCUGCUGGUGCUGGAGGUGCCGCCGCACGGAUGACUGAUGUACACCGACACAUCCUCAAGGUCACUGGACAGCUGGAAGAGAGCCAGCGCAUCAUUGAUAACAACCCUGCGGAAGGUCUGGCCAAGGCUUUGGCCAAGGCUUGGGAGCUCUACGGAUCAAGGCGAGCGGUUGUCAUGUUCCUGGUGGCGGAGAAUGAGAUCAAUAUCAUGGAUCAACGAGUAGUUGAGAAUGAGCUGUGGAAAAGGAAUAUUGCCACCAUACGAAAGCGUUUUGAAGAUGUCUCCGCAUCUGGAAACCUUGACAAGGACAAGAGACUGUUUGUUAAUUGUCAAGAAGUUGCAGUCGUGUACUUCAGGUACGGCUAUAUGCCUCAGAACUACAAGUCUGAAAAGGCCUGGGAUGCCCGCCUGAUGAUGGAGUGCUCUUUGGCUGUGAAGUGUCCGGAUAUCAGCACCCACCUGGCUGGAACAAAGAAGGUGCAGCAGGUGCUUGCUAAGCCCGGUGUUCUGGAGCAUUUCUUCCCCGAUCAGCCGCAAGUAGUGGAGCAAGUGAGGGCCACCUUUGCUGGCCUCUACACUCUAGACAUGGGAGCAGAAGGUGAUGAAACAGUAGCGAUGGCUUUGGCGACACCAGAUCGGUUUGUUCUGAAGCCUCAGCGAGAAGGAGGAGGAAACAACAUUUACGGACAAGAGAUCUGUGAAGUCCUUGGCAAAGUGAAGGGCAGUGCGGAGCGAAUGGCCUACAUAUUGAUGGAUAAGAUCCAGCCCGUGCCUACACGCAACUGCCUGCUCGGAAGAGGCAAGCCCCUCAAAAUAAGUUCUUGCCUAAGUGAGCUGGGCUUCUUCGGAGCCUAUGUCAGAUUGUUCCACACUGCGCUGAUGCAAGAUGCUCCAGCAGCUUUCAAUGGAUUGAUCUUCUGUUGCCGACCCUUGACCUCCAUGCCUCGAUAUUCUGUCUUGAAACCGUGGAUUACUGAGCAUUUCAUCACCUGGCUCCAAACCAGUUCCCUGGUCUUUGGACUCAUUAUCAAGGCUUUAACGUUUAAUGUUCUGUCCCAAAACUCUUCCCAAUCUUGAAGAACUCAUCUGGACUUUGAAGGUCACUGCACUUUUCCUUGGCAAUGAAGUUAAUUUAGCAGCUUGUGAACAUCACAUAACCAAAUCCACAAAA